This is a messenger RNA of Aphidius gifuensis, 4762 nucleotides long. It is a transcript of the gene ss, whose product is annotated as aryl hydrocarbon receptor protein 1. The transcript has 9 exons. Gene Ontology annotation, cellular component: nucleus; aryl hydrocarbon receptor complex. The record is from RefSeq and is a predicted model, not a curated record. Bases 1178 to 4117 code for a protein of 979 amino acids. Gene Ontology annotation, biological process: regulation of transcription by RNA polymerase II. Gene Ontology annotation, molecular function: nuclear receptor activity; transcription cis-regulatory region binding; protein dimerization activity. NCBI's taxonomy places the organism in Eukaryota, Metazoa, Arthropoda, Insecta, Hymenoptera, Braconidae.
CUGAACGGUUCCCUCCACCAAGGUUCGCUAAGCCGGUACCAGUACACGACACGCUUCUAAGAGGCGAACAACGUCGUUAACGUGUUCGCGAUUAUUUGUUUAUCAAUAAUCAUAUGUCAUUACAUCCACCAGUUAUAUUUAAUUAACUAAAAAUUAUCUCCCAGUGUUUAUUUGGAACAUAUUUAUCCAAAAAAAAAAAAUUGUUAAUUCAUUUUUUUUUUAUGAUAAAAAAUACAGAGGGAUUAGGGAAAAAACACUUGAAAAUAAGGGAUGGUGCUUUGUUGAAAAUUGGAGCUAACUUUUGUGAUUUGUUCAAUUGAAUUUUUUUUUUUUUUUUAUCAUUUUUUGAAUUGAUUGUAUAUUGUUUUUUUAUUUUUAUUUUUUGAAUUUUAAAACCACGUGGUGUUGAUAUAAUAAUUGUGACAUGUAUUUGAUGGUGAUGUGUUAAUGUGAAUUGUGAAAUUUUUUAAAAGGACUGAUCUUGUUGUAAAAAAAAAAAAACAAACAAGAAGAAUAAGAAGAAGAGGAAGAUAUAAGAAAAAAGCAAAAGAUAAAUUGUGCGUGGAACUUUGGAUACGUUAUAUUGAAAAAAAAAAUUAAUAAUAAAGUGUUUGCUUAACUCUAGUGAUUAGUGAGACUAAAAUUACAACUGGAUGAUUAAAAUCAUCGAGUAAAUAAUAGUAAUAAUAAAUCAAAAAAAAAAUUAGAUAAAUAGAUGUUUCAUUGAGCGAGCUAAUUGAAUUAAAAGCAAAAAAAAAAAAAAUUCUAUAAUAUUAUUUAAAAGGAUUAAUAAAUAACAAGUAAACUGUCACCAAGUACAAAACUGCAUUUACCGUCGUCGCUGCAUAAUCAGCAGUCGACCCGACGGUUAUUAAAUUUGUCAAUCGAUGAUGACGUAAAUUUAUCAAUAAAUAUAAAUACAAGUGGUGAUUGUCAAUCAGUUGUUAAAAAUCGUACGGUGUACGCACUGGAUAGAAGUACAACUGGACUGGGGGUUGUUGGUGGUGUUGUUGGUAGUAAUAGUACCGGGGGUGGUCCGGGGGUUAUUGGAAUCUGCGGACCACCUACCGGUUCAAUUACACCGACGGAUUAUAUUACAUCAUGUUAUCCAACAGUUUCAACAAUUAAUAUAACAAGUGAUCAAAUACAUUCACAUAAUUCAACAAUUAUUGAUACAAUGACACCAACAUCAGCAACAAUAACACCAUCAUCAACACCAACUGGACAAAAUAAUUCAGUUGCAAUGAGUCAACUUGGUACUGUUUAUGCAACUAAAAGAAGAAGAAGAAAUGGAAAAAGUUUAAAACCACCACAAAAAGACGGCGUGACAAAAUCAAAUCCAAGUAAAAGACAUCGUGAAAGAUUAAAUGCCGAAUUGGAUACGUUAGCUUCAUUAUUACCAUUUGAGCAAAACAUUUUGAGUAAAUUGGAUCGACUGAGUAUACUUCGACUCAGUGUCAGUUAUCUUCGCACCAAGAGUUACUUUCAAGUUGUGAUGCAUAAAGACAAAGAAGAAAAUUCACACAGGGAUUCACAUUAUCGUGCUAGAGAAAUGGCUGCAUUGGCAGCGUAUGAUCAUCAUCAUUUGGAUGGAGAAAUGUUUCUGCAGGCACUCAAUGGUUUCCUAUUGAUUUUAACGUGUGAUGGAGAAGUUUUUUUUGCAACUCACAGCAUUGAAAGCUAUCUUGGCUUUCAUCAGUCUGAUAUCGUUCAUCAAAGUGUUUACGAGCUUGUACAUAGUGAAGACCGUGAAGAAUUACAACGUCAACUAAUGUGGAAUUCAUUUUUACCAUCUGAAAAUUCAAGUCUACCACUUCAUGAUGCACUCACAAUUCAACAUAGCCAUUUAUUAGAAAGAAGUUUUACUGUUAGAUUUCGUUGUCUUUUAGACAAUACAUCUGGUUUUUUGCGUUUAGAUAUUAGGGGGCGAGUUAAAGUACUUCAUGGUCAAAAUAGAAAAACUGAAGAACCACCAUUAGCAUUAUUUGCACUAUGUACACCAUUUGGACCACCAUCACUUCUAGAAGUACCACAAAAAGAAGUAAUGUUUAAGAGUAAACACAAGCUAGACUUUGCACUAGUGUCAAUGGAUCAAAGAGGAAAAAUGUUGCUUGGUUAUACUGAUGCGGAACUUGCCAAUCUUGGUGGAUAUGACCUGGUUCAUUACGAUGACUUGGCCUACGUUGCCAGUGCCCAUCAAGAACUUUUAAAGACAGGGGCAUCGGGAAUGAUAGCCUACAGGUAUCAAAUGAAAGACGGUGGUUGGCAAUGGUUACAAACAAGUUCACGUUUAGUAUACAAAAAUUCAAAACCAGAUUUUGUUAUAAGUACACACAGACCUCUCAUGGAAGAAGAAGGUAGAGAUUUACUUGGUAAAAGAACAAUGGAUUUUAAAGUUAGUUAUUUAGAUGCUGGUUUAACAAAUAGUUAUUUUUCUGAUAAUGAAAGUUUAACAUGUCCAUCAUCAACAAUGCCAUCAACAAUACCAACACCAACAACACCACAACGUGUUAAUCGUCGUUAUAAAACUCAGCUACGUGAUUUUUUAUCAACAUGUCGUAGUAAACGUACAAAAUUAACAACAAAUCAAACAACAUCAUCAUCAUCAUCAUCACCACCACCACCAGUAGUUACACCAACAGUUUCAUCAGUUGAUUAUUUAACUGGUGAUACAAGUGCAGCAGCUGCUGUUGCUGCAGCAUAUAAUAAUUUAAAUACAAUGUAUCCAACACCUUAUGCACCAUCAGCUGUUGCAGCAACAACUGAUCCAUCAUUAACAACAUAUAUUGGACAUACUGGAAAUUAUCAUCAAACAUUAUAUCCAGCAACAGCACUUGAUAAUCGUUAUUUAACAGCAACUGAAAAUAUAUUUCAAUAUCGUCCACUUGGUUCAUAUUAUCCAGAGUAUCAUACAACAACAGCAUACAAUGGUUUUAUUGAUGUUCCAUUACCAACAUAUGAUACACAUCAAUUAACAAGUAAAACAGAUGAACGUAUUUAUUGUCAACAAUUAUCUGAAUCACCAAAAUAUAGUUAUGUUGAUACAAGACAUCCAAAUAGUGUUAGUGGUGGUUCACCAUAUGCACCAAGUCCAGUAACAUCAAUUGUACCAGUACAUCAAAAUACAGAUAUAAAUAUUAUUAGAGCUGGUAGUAGACAUUCAUUGGAAGGUGCAUCAUCAAGUAAUUCAGCUGGUAGUUCACCAGUAACAACAGCUGGUGUUAGAACACCUAAAAUGGAAGAUGUUAAACCAGAUGUUUAUGGUAGUGAAGCACCAAGACAAACUGUAUUAAUGUGGGGACCACCACCAUCAAGAACACCACCAAGAAAUAAUGGUAGUUAUAGUCCACCAACGCCACAUUCAACACACUCAUCACAUUCGACAAAUCAAACAAAUGAUCCAUUAAAAUCACUUGCUGAAAUGAAUUCAAUGAAUGGAGAUUGUAAAUGGAAGCAAGCAUCACCAACUGGACAAACUACGGGAUCUGGUUCACCGAGAGGAGGAAAAAAUCAACAGCAGCAGCAGCAGCAACAGCAACAACAACAACAACAGCAACAGCAGCAGCAACAACAACAACAACAGCAACAGCACCAUCAACAGCAGCAGCAGCAACAACAACAGCAACAACAACAAAAUCAAUAUCCAGUUACGACAAUGCAUUAUGGAUCUAGUGGUGCUUAUCCACAUUCACAUCAAGGUCACACUCAUGGAGAUACAAGCUCCGAGGUAUGGCAAGGAGUGCAACAUCACCAUCACUACCAGUACUAUCCUUAUCACCACCACCACCACCACCCUGCACCGCCAAGGCACACGCCCCACACAUCACCAACAUUGGUGGAAACGGGGACAGGCAUGGUCAUGUCCUUGGGUCAGGAACACAACAACAACACCAGCAACAACAACAACAGCACCAGCAACAACAACAACAACACCUCCACCACCAGCAACAGCAACAACAACACCACCACCUCCAACAACAGCAACAACAACAACAACGUCUUAUAUCAUCAAUCUCAUCAUCACGUGGGAUUACCCUCGGUUGCCACAAUGGUACCAACUGCCUCGCAGAUAUCAAACCGGACGCCGGGAGUCCUUUGUUGUCCAUCUCUGAGGUGACCAAUACCCUGCUCAACCAAUAAUAACACAAUGACAACCACUUAUUUUUAUCCAUAUCAAAAUAAUUAAUUUUAAUCAAAACUAAGUGGUCCUGUCAAUACUUCGUGAUGAACCUAGAUCUCAUUAUUAUAUAAUAAAUUGUGAAAUAUUAGUUAGUUAUUUUAAAAUUAUUAAUUAAUCAUAUUUCAAUUUUUUUUUAUUUUCAUUUUCAAAUUCUGUACCAUAUGUUAUGCUUGUUUUAAUUUUUCUACAGAAAAAUACAUAUUCUGUGAUAUGUGUUAGGUAAUUUAGAAAAAAAAAAAAAAAAACACAAUAAUCGUCACAGACGUACAUCAUUGUAAUAUUUAUUAAUAAUUUAUAUAAUUUUUUUUUUAAAUUUAAUGUAAAAAAUCAAAGAUUUGUCGAUAUUGAUUUUUAUGAUUUUUUAAAUUUAUUUUCUGGAGCCCAAUUUUACAUAUUUUUAAUUAAAUAUGAUACAACAAGUAGAAAAAAUUUAUCAUCAAUAAAUUAAUUAUAAUGGAAAUAAAUUUUAAAAAAAUAUAAAGUUGGGCCUGUAUUUGAAUGUAACCCAGUCUUGCCAAUAUUUUUGUUAAUAAGUUUGUAAUUUUUGUACUUAAUUAAUUUAUAUACACUAUUUAUGUCGAC